Molecule: messenger RNA, 2202 nt
Organism: Condylostylus longicornis
Lineage: Eukaryota; Metazoa; Arthropoda; Insecta; Diptera; Dolichopodidae
Gene: aft
Product: cap-specific mRNA (nucleoside-2'-O-)-methyltransferase 2
Exons: 2
Coding region: 103-2109 (668 amino acids)
Biological process (GO): 7-methylguanosine mRNA capping
Cellular component (GO): cytoplasm; nucleus
Molecular function (GO): methyltransferase cap1 activity
Source: RefSeq, a predicted model, not a curated record
AUUAAAUUUUUGUUUACUUUGGUAUUUCCCUAUAAUUAGCUGAAUUUUGCUAGAUCUUUAAGCUACUAAAUUUUUUGCUAGAUGUUUUAUUAAAUAGUUUAAAUGUCGUAUAAUUCAAAAGAAUUUCCUAUUGACUCUUUAUUCGAAAAGAAAAUUAGAUAUUUAAAACAGUCGAAUUGGAUUUUGCCGCAUGCAAACGAUUUAUUUUGCACUGAUUCCACUAAUGAGGAAGUUGAUGCUCUCCAACAGCUUAAAAGCAGCUUAAAUUAUACUAAAUCCAAAUUAAAUGACUAUCCAAUAGAAAGAUGGAGUAAACAUACGUAUCAUCGUGAUCCUGCUUCUGAAGUAAAAUCGGCAUUAAAAUAUAUGGGAGCGGAGUUUGUUACUCAGGCAUGGUGUAAAUUUUAUGAAUGUCUUGAGCAAUUCGAAAUAGUUUCAAGUUCUGAGUUCAACAGUUUACAUUUGUGUGAAGCUCCGGGGGCAUUUAUAACUGCUUUAAAUCAAUAUUUAUAUUCGAAUUUUCCAAAGAAACAGAUUAAAUGGAAUUGGGUCUCGACUUCGUUAAAUCCUUAUUGUGAAUCGAAUCCAUUAAAGAAAAUGAUAGUUGAUGACCGAUUUAUUUUCCAAACUUUAGAUCAUUGGACAUUCGGAGAAGAUCUUACUGGUGAUAUUAAAAAUCAAAGUAAUAUUGAGAAAAUUGUUGCAGACGCCAAAAAAAUUGGGAAUAUAAAUUUGAUCACAGCUGAUGGAUCUAUAGACUGCGUUGAAAGUCCUGAAUCACAGGAAGAGAUUGUUUCUUGCUUGCAUUUUGCCGAAAUUUGUACUGCAUUGUUAACUCUUUCAGAAAAUGGAUCAUUUGUUAUCAAAAUGUUUACGUUAUUUGACAUGGCCAGUAUUAGUAUGAUGUAUUUGUUGAACUGCGUAUUUCGGCAUGUUAAUAUUUUUAAACCAGUUACAUCUAAAUGUGGAAAUUCCGAAGUUUACGUGAUUUGUAUGGGAUUUGAUAGCAAAGCACCGAAUUUCGAUGGCUAUACAACAUUGAUGUUGAGUAAAAUUAAAGAGAACAUGAAAAUUCCUUCCUUGUUCAAAAAAUCGCAAAUUCCGUUAAAUUUUUUAGAACAACAUGAGGUUUAUGUACGAAUGUUUAUGCAGUAUCAAAGAAGUGCAAUAGAAUCUAAUAUUUAUCACUUUGAAAAUCCAACAAGAGGAGACAUAAAACAAUGUAGUAAUAUAAAACGAAACGUAGUAAAUGCUUUUAUUCAAAGGUACAAAGUAAAGCCUAUUCCCAAGGAAUGUUUAAUUUUAUUUAAGCAGCAGCCAAUGAAAACAGAAAAAUAUUACAGUGAUUACAGAGGUUCCUAUUCUGAUAGAUGUCAUCUAAAGGACUUGUCGGAUAUAGAAAAACUUAAUAUUUUUAAAAGUCAUUUUGAGGAAUUACAAAAUACAAUACAUUUUCAACAUCAGUUUUCUGAAAUUUUGAGAACAUCUGGAACGGAAUUUAUAAAUUUAUCAUAUCAAUUUGGAAAACCUAUUGAGAAAUUAAAUAGUAGUUUAUUUUGCGAUAGAGCAUUGUUAAUAUUACGCGAAAAGGUGGAUACAGUUUUUCCUGAUCUUCGCAAAAAUUCUCCUAAAUUGUUAAAUUCUUAUUGUGAGUUGAUUUUCGAUUUAGAAAAUAGUUUUAAAAGUGACUCUGUGGUCCUGCACUUUCAAGCAGGUUUUUCAAGUUCCGAUUACGGUUUAAAGGAAAAUGAAUUUUUUGAGCAAAUUUUUAAAAAAAUUGGCUCCAGCACUAAUAUAAAUAAAAUAAUAUUUUAUGAUUUUGCUUUUUUAACUCAUUCAUCGACGUCUUUGUUAAAAGUAUUAUGGAUGAACUAUUUUACUGACAUGAGUAUUAAAUAUGAUAGUGGAAUUAACAUUAUAGAAUUAAAAACAAGGAAAAAAUCAAGUCAUAGUGAAAAAGAAAUCAAUCACGAAAAUUUGAAAAGUACAUUUUUUUGUUGCAUUAAUAUUAAGGAACUACACCAGAAUGAGUUUAGCAGUGAUAUCAAAAGCUUCAAUAAUGCGGUUAUUAUGAAAUUUUUUAAUACAUUAUUUUCUACAGCUAUUUGAGAUAUUGAUUUAUUUUAUUUGUAUUAAAGUUAUAAAAUAAAACUAAGUAUAUAUAUAAAAUUCAAAAGUAUUAUUUCGAUAUUCUGUUGUUUC